AUGCAGUCUUUGAGGUUCAUCUCAGCAAGUUUUGUACUGCUAUUAUCAAUUUCAUUCACCACUUCAGUUCCAAUUGAUGAAGCUUUCAACCAUUGUCUAACGUUCCAUUGUCAAACUCCUAAACAAUUUUACUCUUCAAUCUACACAUCUACCAAUGGUUCUUUCACUUCCAUCCUUGAGUCCACUGCCCAAAAUCUAAGGUACUUGUUGCCCUCAGUGCCAAAACCAGAUUUCAUAUUCACCCCACUUGAUGACUCUCAAGUCCAAGCAGCAGUUGUUUGUGCAAAACAGCUUGGUAUUCACAUGAGAGUGCGAAGUGGGGGACAUGACUAUGAAGGGCUCUCUUAUGUUUCCCUUAUUGAGAAGCCAUUCAUGAUCCUGGACUUGGCCAAACUUCGUGCAGUGAAUGUUGAUAUUGCACACAACACGGCUUGGAUCCAAGCUGGGGCCACUAUUGGUGAAGUUUAUUACAGAAUUUCGGAGAAAAGUUCAGUCCAUGGCUUCCCUGCUGGCCUUUGCACAACCUUGGGAAUUGGAGGGCACAUCACAGGAGGUGCAUAUGGUUCCAUGAUGAGAAAGUAUGGUCUUGGUGCUGACAAUGUUCUAGAUGCUAGAAUUGUUGAUGCUAAUGGGAGGGUUCUUGAUAGAGCAGCCAUGGGGGAGGACCUAUUUUGGGCAAUAAGAGGAGGUGGUGGAGGCAGCUUUGGAGUUAUUCUGUGGUGGAAGAUCAAGCUGGUUCCUGUGCCACAAACUGUGACUGUUUUCACAGUGACCAAGACCUUGGAACAAGGAGGGAACAAGCUUCUUCAUACAUGGCAGAAAGUGGCUCCAAAGAUUGAUGAUGAUCUCUUCAUCAGAGUGAUCAUUCAACCAGGGAAUGGCAGUGUUCCUGGCAAGAGAACAGUAACCACCUCUUACAAUGCUCUUUUUCUUGGUGGUGCUGAUAGGCUUCUCCAAGUGAUGAAGCAUGGUUUUCCUGAGUUGGGUUUGACAAGCAAAGAUUGUGUGGAAACUAGCUGGAUCAAAUCUGUGCUUUACAUUGCUGGCUACCCUGAUGGAACAGCCCCAGAAGUUUUGCUCCAAGGGAAGUCCACAUCAAAGGCUUACUUCAAAGCCAAGUCAGACUUUGUGAGGGAAGUAAUCCCAGAGAAGUCCCUGAAUGCCCUGUGGAAAAUUUUUCUGCAGGAUGAUGGUCCCCUAAUGAUUUGGAACCCCUAUGGAGGCAUGAUGAGCAGGAUUACAGAAUCUGCCACCCCUUUCCCUCACAGAAAGGGAGUUCUCUACAAAAUUCAGUAUGUAACUGGAUGGCUUGAUGGAGAAAAGAGUAUGGCAAAGCACAUGAACUGGGUAAGGAAAUUUUAUUCCUACACAGCGCCCUAUGUUUCCAAGUAUCCAAGAGAAACAUAUGUGAAUUAUAGAGAUUUGGAUAUAGGGAUGAACCAGAAAAAUAACACAAGCCUUUCUAAGGCUUGGUCAUGGGGUUAUAGGUAUUUCAAGGGUAACUUCAAAAGGUUAAUAAAAGUGAAAUCUAAAGUUGAUCCAUCUGAUUUCUUUAGGCAUGAACAGAGUAUCCCUCCUUUGCUAACUGCUAAGAGAGGGUAG
Molecule: messenger RNA, 1602 nt
Organism: Sphenostylis stenocarpa
Lineage: Eukaryota; Viridiplantae; Streptophyta; Magnoliopsida; Fabales; Fabaceae
Source: the annotation of a GenBank genome assembly